Pseudopodoces humilis (Tibetan ground-tit) is the source of this 1014-nucleotide messenger RNA. The record is from RefSeq and is a predicted model, not a curated record. NCBI's taxonomy places the organism in Eukaryota, Metazoa, Chordata, Aves, Passeriformes, Paridae.
AUGCUGGAGGUGAAAGCGCAGCACAAGGCAGAGCCAGAGUACUUGGCCAGGGAUGGUCCUUCAAGCAACAGCUCCUUCUACAGCAGCGAAGGGGAGGGCACAGACCAUGAGGGAGAUAUUCUGGAUUGCAGCGGCUCCAGGCCUUUACUGAUGGAUUCGGAAGAGGAGGAGGAGACGAGCAAGCUGUGCCCAGGGUUCCUGCAGCCGCUGCCCAGGCACGAGGCCUCCAAAGAAGAUGCCCGGUCGCAGGCCCGAGCAGGGGAGAUGCUGUUCCCGGCUUUCCGCAGCGGGGAGGUUUUUAACGAGCCCGAUGUGUUCGCCACGGCUCCUUUCCGAAGCUCCAGGAAGGUGCCCGAUGAAGUGGAUGUCUUUACCAAAGCUCCUUUUAUCUGUAAGGGCAGCGUGGCUCUACGACAUCCAGAGGAAGCAGAUGUGUUCCUGAGAGCCCCUUUCACCAAGAAGAAAAGCACGGAGGAGUUGACUUUCCACAAGGAGCCGUUCCCAGCACCCGUUUUCCCGAGCCAAGGGGGCGAUGGCCGAGCUCAGCCCGUGUUCCCGUGCCUGGAUUCAGCAGCACACGGCUCCGUGGCCCCGCUGAGAGCUCCGUAUCCUCCUGCUGGCUUUGCUCAGCCGGGCAGCGUCCAUCCCUGCUCCGCCAGAGCCGUGGAGGCCCAGGAGAGCGUCCCUGCAGCGCUGCCAGAGCAGGGCGACGCGGCCGGCGAGAGGAGCCACGGCCACGCGCCGGCCCUGGACGCCGCGCUGGGCUCCGUGGCCAACAAACCUUUCCGUCCACAGUCCCUGUCCAAGUAUUCCCGGCACUACAGUCCUGAGGAUGGGCCGGGCCUCGAGGCCAAGCCCAUAGCUGCUUACAAAGUGGUGUCUCACAGCAGCAGACAGGCCAUAGCGGGCUCUGUCUCUGUUGUCCCGCUGUCUUCCAGGACUACGGAGCUGCCUGGUGCAGAUCCCUUCGCCUCGGCGCCCUUCCCUUCCAAAGCAGCAAAGCAGAAGCCUUAA